Molecule: messenger RNA, 4008 nt
Organism: Physeter macrocephalus (sperm whale)
Lineage: Eukaryota; Metazoa; Chordata; Mammalia; Artiodactyla; Physeteridae
Gene: CSF1
Product: colony stimulating factor 1
Exons: 7
Coding region: 233-2122 (629 amino acids)
Biological process (GO): positive regulation of macrophage differentiation; osteoclast differentiation
Cellular component (GO): membrane
Molecular function (GO): cytokine activity; growth factor activity
Source: RefSeq, a predicted model, not a curated record
CACAUGCCUCACAAGUCCGCUUAAAAGGCUGUGCCGAGGAGCUGGCCAGUGGAGCCCGGCUCGGGGAAAGUGAAAGUUUUCCUGGGUGCUCUCUGCGCCGCUGCGGGUCCCUCCGCACUCCUGGGACAGCAGCGCGGCCCUCGGCCGGGGCGUGGACUCUGCAGCGGCCAGCGAGCGAACGAACGAGAGAGCGAGGGCGGCCGACGCGCCCGGCCGGGACCCAGCUGCCCGUAUGACCGCGCGGGGCGCCGCCGGGCGCUGCCCUCCCACGCAGGGCGUGGGGGUUCCUGGGGAGUGUGAGAGCUGGGGAGAAAUUAUGCCCUCUCUGUCGCAGACAUGGCUGGGCCUCCUGCUGCUGCUGGCCUGUCUCCUCGUGAGCAGGAGUACUACCGAGGAGGUGUCGGAGAACUGUAGCCACAUGAUUGGGAACGGACACCUGCAGUUCCUGCAGCAGCUGAUUGACAGUCAGAUGGAGACCUCGUGCCAAAUUGCCUUCGAGUUUGUAGACCAGGAGCAGUUGAACGACCCCGUGUGCUACCUUAAGAAGGCAUUUCUCCUGGUGCAAGACAUAAUGGAGGACACCAUGCGCUUCAAAGACAACACCCCCAAUGCCAUUGUCAUUGUCCAGCUCCAGGAACUCUCUCUGAGGCUGAGGAGCUGCUUCACCAGGGACUAUGAAGAGCAGGACAAGGCCUGUGUCCGAACUUUCUAUGAGACACCUCUCCAGUUGCUGGAGAAGAUCAAGAAUGUCUUUAAUGAAACAAAGAAUCUCCUUAAAAAGGACUGGAACAUUUUCAGCAAGAACUGCAACAAUAGCUUUGCUAAAUGCUCCAGCCAAGAUGUGGUGACCAAGCCUGAUUGCAACUGCCUGUACCCCAAAGCCACCCCUAGCAGUGACCUGGCCUCUGUCUCCCCUCAGCAGCCCCUCGCCCCCUCCAUGGCCCCUAUGGCUGGCUUGACCUGGGCUGACUCUGAGGGGACAGAGGGCAGCUCCCUCUUGCCCAGAGAGCAGGCCCUUCGCACAGUGGACCCGGGCAGUGCCAAGCAGCGACCACCCAGGAGCACCUGCCAGAGCUUUGAGUCACCAGAGACCCUGGGCGUCGAGGGCCGCCCCACUGGAGGUUCACCUCAGCCCCAGCCCUCUGUCGGAGCUCCUGUCCCUGGGAUGGAGGACAUUCUUGACUCUGUGCUGGGCACUAACUUGGCCCUGGAAGAGGCCUCCGGAGAGGCUAGUGAGGAUCUCAUACCCCAAGGGGCAGAGCUUGCCUCCCGCACGUUGUGGAGAGGCAGCGUCCAGGCAGAGACUACCAGGACCAGCCGUCUCCUCUCAGCAUCUUCACCACUCUCUGGGUCAGGAAAGGGCUGGCAGCCUGCGGAUGUAACUAGCACACCACUGCCCAUGGCGGGCCCCGUGAGACCCACCGAGGCCUGGAGUCACACACCUGAGAAUGCAGACCAUUCAUCUGCCUCGCCCAGAGACCACCGGGAGCCAGGCUCUGCCGGGACCCCAGCACUGCACCCGCACGGCCUCAGCAGUCCCUCUGGCCCCUCUUCUCAGCCAAGGCUUCCCACAAGCCUUUCCUGGGGCAACGUGCUGCCCCUUGGGGAGCUGGAAGGCAAGAGGAGCACCAGGGACCGGAGGAGCACCACAGAGCUGGAAGGAGGACAAGCAAGUGAGGGGGCGGCCAAGCCCCCAGCCCGUUUUAACUCCGUUCCUUUGACUGACGCAGGCCAUGAGAGGCAACACAAGGAACCCUCCGACCCCCAGCUCCCCGGCUUUGUCUUCCGCCUGCUGGUGCCCAGCAUCAUCCUGGUCCUGCUGGCUGUCGGCGGCCUCCUGUUCUACAGGCGGAGGCGGCGGCUGGGCAUGCAGGACAGUCUCUCCAUGCGAGGAGACGUUAUGGGGACAUCCACCACCACCCCUCCCCAGCCAUUCUCCUGGGAAUGUGGCCUGCCCACCAUGAGAGCUCCUGGACUCAGGAGAGCAGGACUGGACCAGAGCAGCGAGGCUGGGGCCCUCAGCCCUCGACCCUCAGACUCUGGACUGACUAAGAGAGGGCUGGAGGAUGCCCCCCACGCUGCUGAUAUUUAUCGGGGGCCCUGGAGGCUCCCGUCUGCUUGAGGAAGGCUGGGAAGCCCGGCUGAGGACCCUCUGCCCCUCAGGGGCUGUGUCCUCCUCCCAUCCCCCUCCAAGCCAUCACCCGGGCCAGGGACCCAGAGGCCCGUGGGACAUGGGAGAGCAGGGUGGGCGCUGAGGAAUGGAAGAGCCCUUGUGCCAGAGGACCAGCCUGGUGCCAAGGGAUCCCAACACCAACAAGCAGGGACUCAUCUCCAGAGAGAGAAGCAUGAGAUUCGCAGGGCAGGACAACAUCACUGGAUUUCCCGUAAAGGUGUGUAGCCCAAAAGACGGGAAGAGAAGACCUCUGGGCCUGCUGGUCUGCACUGACAGCCCAGAGCGGGUCUGCACCCUCCACUUGCCUAACUGCCCUCUGCUGGUGGCCAGGCAGAGAGGGGAUGCCAACCCUACCCUCAGGACCUGCCUGGCUUUGCUCGUGAUGCCAAGGGCAAGACCAAGCUCUGGCCUCGGCCCCAGCGUCCCCCCAGCCCUGCCAGAGCUUCUCCAGGAGGCCGCGCAGAGGCUCUCCUCAUGAAGGAAGCCAUUGCACUGUGAAUACUGAACCUGCCUGCUGAACAGCCUGCCCCAUCCAUCCCAGAGAGCAAACACCUAUCCGUCCUCCCACCCCUCCAGCCUCUCCCCAGCUUCCUGCACUGAGUGCCCGAGCCAGCCUCACCCGUCGACUGAGGGAGCCCCUGAGCCCCGACCUUCUGCUGACCCGGCUCUGAAUCCCUGGGGUGGAUCAGGGUGGGAGAACUGCCCGGGCUACCAGCCAGAGCUGGUCUUCAGGCUGCGUUGUUCGCCCAGGUUUUUGCAUCUUGCACUUUGACAUUCCCGAGAGGGAAGUGACUAGUGGGAGGGAGAAAAGGAGGGCCGGGACAGACACAGAGAGAGGAUGCAGGGUGAGCUCUGAUGGAAAAUAGGUCUUUGAAGUUAAGGGCAUGCCCCUGAGGUGGGGGAUGCGGUCUGUACCCCUGACCCCCAAGCCUGCCCUCUUGCCCUGUACCAGGCCCCUGCCCCAACCACAUCCCCAAGGCUGCUGCUGGCUGGCACCUGGGGUGAGUGGUUGUCCCUGGUAGGAGCCUGGGAGGCAGGGACACCCUCCAGCUCUCAUCCCACCCCUCGCUAGCACCAUCUCUCUGACCAGGCAAGCCAGGGUGGGAGAGGGACUUGGAGAAUCCAGGCAUCUGCUUCCAAGUCUGCCUGAGGGCCUCAGCUUCCGGGGUCAGCCCAUGGCUGUGGCUCUGAGAGUUGGGCAGCAGGUGACAGGGCUGUUGAUUACCCUCGGUCCCUUUGUGCUACUGUGUCCCUCCUCUCCUGCCGCCCUGGGCCCUCCACUGAGAGACCCUGCCCUACUUGGCCACUGGACUGGGGCCUAGGAGCUUCCCCUCCUGCCCUUAAAAGUGAGGGUCCGCUGGUCCCUGCCUCCCCUGCCCUGUUGCUGCCAGCUGAGGGAAGGGCAGUGGAGAACUUUCCCCUUCGGGUCCCUUUUCCUAGUCACAGACUCUAUAUUUGAUACUAAAAAAUAUAUAUUUAAAAGUGGAAGGAAAAAAACCCCACAGAAAAAGCAUUCCUCUCUCACUCUCCACCCCUUAAACGUAUGGUAUUUUAAAGGUCAAGAAAGCAGAUCCAAUCCAUCACAGAAACUCUUUGUGGGCUCUUGGUGACACAGGAGUGGGAGGGGCCCCAGAGCCCCCUCUGGGUGGCUCCCCAGCUACCUGGACAGGAACCCUUCUUUUCUCUGAGAAAGCCGAGAGGGAACAUAGGCUCACACACUGUGAGAUUUUGUUUUUAUACUUGGAAGUGGUGAAUUAUUUUAUAUGAAGUCAUUUAAAUAUCUAUUUAAAAAAUAGGAAGCUGCUUAUAUAUUUAAUAAUAAAAGAAGUGCACAA